This is a messenger RNA of Paramecium tetraurelia, 912 nucleotides long. RefSeq lists its product as uncharacterized. The record is from RefSeq and is a predicted model, not a curated record. NCBI's taxonomy places the organism in Eukaryota, Ciliophora, Oligohymenophorea, Peniculida, Parameciidae. Gene Ontology annotation, cellular component: membrane. Gene Ontology annotation, molecular function: opioid growth factor receptor activity. The transcript has a single exon.
AUGUAAUCAAAUAAACCUGAAAUUCUGAUGAGAAAUUUUGAUUUUUAUAACAAUGCAACUUGGCAAUAAGUCAAACCCAAAAUUAAAGCCAUCAUUGAGUAAUUUUAAUAAUAAUCAAAGCCAUAAAUUGAAGAUCUUAAAUCAUUCUAUCAAGAUCUUGAAUAUGAUCACUCUUUUAUUUAAUGGAUGUUCCCUAACUUUUAUGCAAGUAAAUUCAACCCAAACUCUUACAAACUAACAUUAGAAGAAAGAAAUAGAAUGAUUAAGUCAGAAACUAUCCGAAAGAGAUUUUAUAAAAACUAUAUAUUAAUUUUACGAUUCUUUGGAAUCUUAUCAAAAUCAAAGUAAGUUAUCGUCAUAGAUUUACCUGAUGAUUCUAACGAAAGCAAUUAAUAUUCCUAACUACAAACACAGACUAUUUAAAAAUAAUAAAACCCAAAAGGUUUAGCUACUAUAAGCGUAUAAGAAUCACAAAAUAGUAACCAAAAAUAAAGUGAAAACUCUAAGAUCAAGUAAGCUACCUUGGAUUAAUUUAUAAAAUCUAAUUAGCAAACUACUAAGGAUGAAUAAUAAUAAGAAUUAGUAUUAAUUGAUAAAAAUUAAUUUGAAUUGUGUUGUUUAAGAAACACGCAUAAUUUAUUGAGAUUGAAGAGAAUUCUGUCAUCCUUGAGUGUGUUGAAACAUAGAAAGGAAGCAAUUCAACUUUGUUAGUUUUUGAAAAAAGAGUUGACGAAUUUGGGACGGGAGAAAGUUUAUUAGGAGUAUUUUAGUGGGUUUGAUAGAUAUGAUGAGGAAUUAACUCAUAAGGAAUUAAAAAAGAAGAAAGGGGAGAAUCGAUAUUUCAAUGCUUACAAGUUGCUUUAUGUGGAUGAAGAUUUGGUUGAGAAAGUGGACAUUUCAAUAAUUUAAUGA